This is a messenger RNA of Sander lucioperca (pikeperch), 2160 nucleotides long. Its product is annotated as Golgi reassembly-stacking protein 1-like. Gene Ontology annotation, molecular function: protein binding. NCBI's taxonomy places the organism in Eukaryota, Metazoa, Chordata, Actinopteri, Perciformes, Percidae. Gene Ontology annotation, biological process: Golgi organization. Bases 174 to 1394 code for a protein of 406 amino acids. The record is from RefSeq and is a predicted model, not a curated record. Gene Ontology annotation, cellular component: Golgi apparatus. The transcript has 9 exons.
ACCCUUAUAUACUGUCUAUGCUGUCAACCUACCUCUGCUGCUGUUGUUGUUGGCGCUAGCUAGCUUGGAUCAGCUGUGUAUCUUUCAGUAAUGACUUCUACAUUAACGUUACUCUACCUCAGUGACAAUUAGUCAGUAAUAUUACGUAGCUAUAACGUUAACUGUCGAAGGAAAUGGGGCUACCACAGAGCUCGUUUUUGUCAGAUGGGGGAACUUAUAGUGGAUAUCAUGUCCACGGGGUUCAAGAGGACUCCCCAGCUCUGAGGGCUGGUCUGGAGCCCUUCUUUGACUUCAUUCUCUCUAUAGGAAAUACCCGACUUAAUAAAGAAAGUGACUUGCUGAAAGACCUUCUAAAGGCCAAUGUGGAGAAAGCGGUCAAACUUGAAGUGUACAACUCUAAAACCCAGCGGGUGAGGGAACUGGAGGUGAUACCCAGUAACAUGUGGGGUGGUCAGGGUCUGCUGGGCGCUAGUGUCCGCUUCUGCAGCUUUGAAGGAGCCAAUGAGAACGUUUGGCAUGUCUUGGAUGUGGAAGCCAGUUCUCCUGCAGCUUUGGCUGGCCUCAUUGCUCAUGAUGACUUCAUUGUGGGAGCUGACCAGGUGUUACAAGAUUCAGAGGAUUUCUUUUCUUUGAUUGAAGCCAACGAGGGGAAACCUCUGAAGCUGCUGGUGUACAACACACAGACUGACAAUUGCAGAGAGGUAGUGGUGACUCCAAAUGGAGCAUGGGGAGGAGAGGGAAGCUUAGGCUGUGGCAUUGGCUAUGGCUACUUGCACAGAAUCCCAACUCGUCCAGCUCACCCUAACAGCCAGAACAAAAGUGUUCUGCAGUCUACAGCGAUUGACAGCAGCGAAGAAGAGCUGGUUGCAAGCGACCACACUGAGGUGCCUUCAGUGGAUGCAUGGAGCCCCUCUAGCAUCAGUGAAAUAGAUUUGCAUCAAGUCGAAGGAGCUGUGCAGGACUUGUGUGUAUCCUCGUCUACUCAGCUAGCUGUGGACUUAGAUAUUUCCAACACAACCGAAGCGAUGACUCAAGACUUGUCAGACAUGGUUUCCACUAAUGACAUGGGACAGAGCUCCAUGUUUGUUAAUUAUGGGGAUGACUCUGGAGAUCAGUGUAGCUUUGAUACAUCAUCUGUUGACCAAAGACCUUCCUCUCCAGAGAGGGAAGAAGACUCAGACAUCCAGGAGACCGAGCCAGGGGGUGUUAUUGACCGGGUCACUACUACUUCUCCGAGCAGAGAGACCGCGGAUUACCUUACAGGCCUUGAAGUCACCACAGAGAACCUGAGUGACGCGAGUAUCCCAGAGGUGCAAAAACCUAGUUCUGAGCCCUUAAGCUCAGAGAAUACAAUGGAGGAAGAGACAUGGAAGACUGCUGCAUCAGACAGUUAAGAAGACCAGAGUAUAAGUAACCUGUUUAACUCAUAACUGACGCUAGUUGCAUUAGAGGAGAUUUAGAGCACACUAGGAAACAGAAAUCUUCCCUUAUGAUUGUAGGUUGCAUCACUGGAGCCAUGUUUUCGUUUCUAAGAGUUUAAUUUAUAUCCAGGUUCCAUUGCUGCAUGUUGAAUUGCACAUUUAAGAGAUAGUAUGUUGACUGGAAAUAUGGUUAAUACAAUAUGAAUGUACUCUUUAAUUUAGGCAUACUGCAUGUCUCGACAUCAUGCAGCAUGGCGCCUUAGUGGAGUCUUAGAUACUGUUAAAAGUCAUCCUAGUUUGCACUAAAAAGCCAAAGGUGAAUAUGUUGUUCUCACCAUUAUAACCUGCUGAAUAGUUUGUAACGCUGUUAGAAAAAGAAAGUUUGAGCUAAAGUUCCCACAGAUCCAUCAUGUGAUUUAAUUUUUUUAUAUUUUGGAAUUUUAGGUGGAUGUUUUUAUUUUUGAGAAUACACCUGAAAAAGGUUUUUGAAUCUCAGGCAGUUACCAUUUAAGCCUCUUUGCCUUACGUCUCAUUUUAAACACUCGCCUUUCUUAUGUGUAGGUUUGCCUUUUUAUUGGUGUAAAUGAGUGAGCAAUGUUUGAUGCAGCUCUGUGAUUGUUUUCUGUUUCUUCUCUUUCUAUGGAUUUUAAUUAAAUUAUGUUUCAGAUUUUUAUGGAUGGACAAAGAUAUUCAAACAUUUAUGAAAAGAAGAUGAUCAAGAUAAACCUGCAGCAGCCUA